Molecule: messenger RNA, 1830 nt
Organism: Symbiodinium natans
Lineage: Eukaryota; Dinophyceae; Suessiales; Symbiodiniaceae
Source: the annotation of a GenBank genome assembly
AUGCCGGAGCCGUCCCUGUCGCGACGACGCCAGGGCUCCUAUGUCCUCGCCGAGGAGGCAGAUGAGUUUCCGCUGCUGCAGUCUGCCGACUUGGCAGCGUGCUUGUCCUUUCUGCAGCGUCAGCACGACACCGUCCUGCACCGGCUGGACCUUCAGGACAGCCUGCUUGAACAGCUCCUCCCAACAACUGCACGCAGCCAGCCGCAGCCCCGCCUGGUGCGCGAAACCUUCUCAGGAUCAAGCUCUCAAGGAGCGCGACCGCCGUCGAAGGAAUCUGAAGCACCUCCAACUCCAAAUGAAAGGCAGCGAAUCUCUCCCGGAGGAGCCCAAAGUGGGUCAAUCUCUUCAUUUCUGAAUCACAUCACGCAGUCCUUCGACCACUCCAGGUGGCGCGAGGGCGGGUCCACCUCGCGGUCCGCAGGGCCGAGGCUCUUCAAAAGCUACACCAACCAAGAGCUGGAGAAGAAGAGGGAGGCUCACUCGGCGGAUGCGAGCCGAUCCCGGGCCAUGUUCUCACGCAACAAGCAACCUCUUAAAGCCGAUGCUGGUGGACGUUGCAUGGCGCGACUGGUGGACCACCCGGUCUUCGACGUUUUCUUCGCAUUUGUUGUGAUCCUGAACUCCAUCAUGAUUGGGAUUGACGUGGAGAACACCCUGGCCUUCGAGGGAAGGCCAGCAUGGCUACAGGUACUGCAGGUCGUUUGCACCGUCUUGUUCUUGGUAGAGCUGAUCUGCCGGGUAUGGGCCGGCGGGCUUCGGAUCUUUUGUUCAGAAGACUGGUUGUGGAUACUCUUGGACGUGCUCAUCGUGGCUCUGUCCCUGUGGGAGAUCGUCGUGGACAUCGUCGUGUACCUAGAGCCACAGCAACCAGGGAUUGAGGAAGGCUCCGGCGUCAGCGGCAUCGCCAGCUUGAAGGCCUUUCGGAUCAUUCGCCUGACGCGGAUCUUGAAGACGGCCCAGCUGAUGCGGGUCUUCCGAUUUGUCAUGGCGCUGCGGACACUGGUCCAGUCUGUCUUGCACACUCUGAAGGCCCUGCUGUGGGCCCUCCUCCUCCUGCUCUUGAUUGUCUAUGUAUUUGCCGUGCUCUUCACACAGGCCAUUCACGACCACACCCAUGUCGACAAGCUUCCGAUGCCACCAGAAGCUGGCGAAGCCAGCACGCGCUACUUCGGCUCCCUCCUCGACUCAAUGCUCAGUCUCUUCAUGAGCAUCGCCGGCGGGGUGAGCUGGGAGGAGGUCCUACUUCCUUUGCGGCACAUUUCCUCGGCAUGGAUCUGGACGGCAUGCUUCAUCUUCUACAUAAGCUUUACGUACUUUGCUGUCCUGAACGUCGUCACAGCAGUGUUCUGCCAAUCAGCGAUCGAAUCGGCGCAGAACGAUCAUGCCACCGUCGUGCAGAACAUGUUGGAUAACAAGGAGGCUCACUUGAGGAAGCUGCGCGCACUCUUCAGCAAGUUCGACAUUCAGCAAAACGGCGGCAUCACCUAUGGCAUGUUCGAGGAGAAGCUCGAUUCCCCAGCUGUCCGUGAGUAUUUCGAGACGCUGGGGCUUGACGUCUGGGAUGCCUGGUCAUUCUUCAAGCUGCUCGAUCAAGAUGGUGGUGGCUUGGUGGAGAUCGAGGAGUUCUUCAUGGGAUGCCUGAGAUUCAGCGGACAUGCUCGGGCAAUGGAUGUUGGCAAGAUUAUCCAAGACCAGGGCUGGAUCAUCCGAAAUCAGGGCCGUUUUCACAGCUACGUCGAGGGCGAGCUGCACAAGCUGCACGAGCACAUGGACUCGCUUGCGGGGUUCCUCGGCUCGAUCUCACGAAAGGUCGCCUGCGAUCAGCUCUGA